This is a messenger RNA of Megalopta genalis, 1086 nucleotides long. RefSeq names its product CTD nuclear envelope phosphatase 1 regulatory subunit 2 (gene Cnep1r2). The record is from RefSeq and is a predicted model, not a curated record. Lineage: Eukaryota; Metazoa; Arthropoda; Insecta; Hymenoptera; Halictidae. Gene Ontology annotation, cellular component: cytoplasm; Nem1-Spo7 phosphatase complex.
GUCGCAUUGGUAAUUCAGAAAUUUAUUUCAGACAAAUUAAAUUCAGUAGAAAAUUAUGUUUGUAACAGUACAAUUAACCAAAUAUGUUUUGCAAUAGAUGCUACAAUUUGUCUUACUCAUUAUAUUAGGAUAUUAUGUAGUUAUUGUGUGAUUGAAAAUAAUAUGAGUAAAACAAAAAUGUGAUCAAAAUAUUGUGAGAAAUAUUCUGCAAUUUGGAUAAUUUCGUAUCAACAUUUUUCUGAUAACUUGAGACAUCAUAACAAAAAAGUUGAUGACGAAGUGUAUUUGGUAAUUUAUUUUAGAGUGUUCAUUUCUAUGACAAAAUGACAACAGUGGCGUGAAUGAUGCUGUCUUGACACAACCGGAAUUGUUUGUUUUGUAACGAAUUUUGAUCAUAUUGCAUAUAUAGAUGCGCGAGAUUCAUAAAAAUGUCUUUAGAUCAGACUGUUUGUGAAGAUCUAAAAGCAUUUGAAAGGCGACUUACUGAAGUGAUUUCAUGCUUGCAACCAGCUACUUUACGGUGGAGAAUACUUCUGGGUUUUACUUCUGUUUGCACUGCAGUUGGUGCAUGGCACUGGUUGACAGAUCCUAAUACACCAGCUGUAUCAUUUACACAGAGUCUCUGUAAUCAUCCAUUCUUUGCAAUUGCCAGUGUUAUCUUAGUGAUAUUAUUUAUGAUGGGAGUCCACAGACGUGUAAUAGCACCAAGCAUUAUAACUCAAAGGGCUAGAAGCGUGCUUGGUGAUUUUAAUAUGAGCUGUGAUGAUACAGGAAAACUUAUUCUUAAACCAACAAGACCACCACAUCCACACGAAACUUAAAGAAAAAUGUAUAAAAUUUAGUUAAUUCCUAAAGUGUUCAUUUAUACCUGAAUUACUAUGCAGGGUGUCCAGUCCAUAAAGAAUGUAUAUAUGAAGUGAUUUUGAUACUGAAGUAGCACUAAAAAAAUCUUAUUUCUUGUGCUUAGCAUUUAAAAAUAUAAUGUUAUACUAUCUCACUGAUUGUUACGUGUUUAUAGCUGUACAUUUUAUGUAUAUUCACUUUUAACACUCUUUAAAAUUAAAUGAUGUGAAAAUAUCUACCAAA